Messenger RNA from Echinostoma caproni, 1068 nucleotides. NCBI's taxonomy places the organism in Eukaryota, Metazoa, Platyhelminthes, Trematoda, Plagiorchiida, Echinostomatidae. The record is from the annotation of a GenBank genome assembly.
AUGAAUGUUCACAUGAUUGCAAUUUACAACUUGUCGGAUGCUAGUCAAAAUCAAGUGCUUCGAGUGGAUCAUGAGGUGAAAGCAAUCGCAAUCGCCCCGGACUACACGAGGUCUCAAGUUAUCGUAUUCGGAUACACGAAGAUUCUCUUGCUGUCCCGGGGCGUAUUUACCCGAAAUAAAAAAGGCGAAUUGGCCAAAGCACACGGUCUGGUUCGCUCAAUUAAGUGGCGAGGGAAUUUCAUUCUUUGGGCCGAUGAUGAGUGCGUUUGUGUGUAUGACGUAUGUGAUCGAAGACCGAUUGCAUACAUGCGCUAUUCAGAACGCGAUAACACCCUAAACAACCGAACAUUGGCCUGCUACUUGAGUUGGUGCAAUGACACUUGUUUUCUCAUUGGUCGGGGUCAUGCAUUACGUGUCUGUCAAAUUGUGGAGCGCUAUACGGAUUCACAAAAAUUUUCCCCACUACGCCGUGCUAGUUCACGCUCAUCCUCAAUACAUUCCCUGGCCAGUGCAAGCGACAACGCUCCGGGUCUCACCAGCCGUUAUGUGGAACUCACCGGUCAUGUGGAGCUACCAAAUCAUCUGGUACGUGGAGUCACACGACAUCAAACGUUCCUUCUCGCACUGGUGACCCCAUAUCAACCUAUUGGGUCAAACCCGACCAACGGUCUACCACUGGAGCUCCAUCUUAUAGAAUUAGAAGAUGACAUUCCCGGCGAAGGGACCGCCACUAACCCCAAAGGUCAUACAGUCACACGAGAAGUCCUCGCGUCGAAAAUUGAAAUUUCUUUCGGGCGAUGUCCUACUCUGGCUUUAGAAUCUGUCCCGGAUGAGAAUACGCACUAUAUUAUCACCCCAAAGGAAGUGACACGAGCAGAAGAGCUAACCACAGAUGAUCGCAUAUCCUGGUUACUAACCCACGAACAGUUUGAUCGUGCGCUCGAGAUUGCACGCGAUCAUCCGCGUUAUCUCAUCAAUCACACAACCGAGGUCAGUGUGUGUGUUAAGCCUUCUUCCCCCCCCCCCGCGUUGUUUAUCAUCUCAUCUAGUGCGUGUGGAUUCAAGUGA